Mesorhabditis belari is the source of this 492-nucleotide messenger RNA. NCBI's taxonomy places the organism in Eukaryota, Metazoa, Nematoda, Chromadorea, Rhabditida, Rhabditidae. The record is from the annotation of a GenBank genome assembly.
AUGGCAUUCACUCCGUCAACGGGCAAGCAAAAUCUGAAGGUAUGUUUGGAGAAGAGAGCCUCCAUGCAACAAAUUCCACCGGCACCGACAUCCAAUGCUGCUGAUCCUAAGGAACCUGAAGGGCCACCCGGGCUACAAGCACCGAUUGAAGGAGACCAAGAACCAAUGGAUAUGCUAGACGAAUGCCAUAAACUCACCGGGGAUCUUUUGCCGCGCAUAUCCGCUUGUCUCAAUGAGCUUACCAAGAAGACAACUAAAGGGAAAAUCGAUGAAGUUGGACAAGGAUUUACCGAUUGUCUGGCUACCAUCGACAACAAAUUGGGAAAAGUGAUCGAGUACUUGAUGCACGUCAUCUCAACAUCAUCGAACCAAAAAGUGAUGGACUUUGAGUUAAAGGAACAACUCGCUCUCGCUAAAGCUACAGAAGAUGAUUUUAAAAGAGAGCUCGCGAAGUUCUACGAGAAGCAUCUUGGCUCUGACGAGGAUCCUUUG